Plasmodium knowlesi strain H is the source of this 831-nucleotide messenger RNA. Its product is annotated as conserved Plasmodium protein, unknown function. Lineage: Eukaryota; Apicomplexa; Aconoidasida; Haemosporida; Plasmodiidae. The record is from RefSeq and is a predicted model, not a curated record. Bases 1 to 831 code for a protein of 276 amino acids. The transcript is spliced from 2 exons.
AUGAUGAUAAGUAACACAAGUGAAGAUGGAAACGGUGGAGAAAACGAGGGUUGCCAUGAAAAUGUAGAAGAUAAGAGUGACCAAGAGAACAUGGAAUAUAAAAAACCAGACACGCACACAAAUUUUUGGAAAUCCUUCGGUCUUGGUACCAAGGCAGGGAAACUCCUUUACCACCUCUAUGGGGAGAAAAGCAAGAUAACCCCCGCCCUUAUAACCAAGAAGAAGGCUACUAAGGAUGACUCACAGAUGAGUGAACCUGUGGAGGUGGGGAGGAGGCGUCCCCAAGUCAGCUAUCCGGAAUUUAAAAAGCCAGCCCCGAAGGAACACCCAAUAGACACCAUACCGCAUAGAAAGCCCCUGGCCAAAAUCCUGGAAGACACAAAAAACUACGAGUGCAUCAAAGAUCUUCCUGCACGGAUUGAACAAAAUCGUAUUCUGGAAAAAAAAAAACUUAGCGAACUUUUCUUUGGUUACAAAUGUAAAGUUCUCCCUCCUAGUUGCUCUGCAGCUGUGUUAACGGACGAGGAAAAAAGGGAGGCAAUCCAGAGUGCAGAAAAAGCUUUUUCUGAUAUGAGGAAUUCCAGUUGCAAGGAAGACAACAUUAAGGAAAGCAUGAAGAUUUAUCAAGCCGAGUUGAUGACAGAACUCAGAGAAAAGGUAGAUCAGUACAAUCAGCUUGUCUCCAUUGGAGUGCCACACAAGGAGGGCGCCGCUCCGACAGACAAAGAGUGCAACGAAUAUGACUAUAAAAAAAUUCAGCUAGUCAACGAAAUUGAAGCUUGCAAAAGGAACAUUAAGAAGACAAACACUGUGUUGGAAUCAUCCAAAUGA